Molecule: messenger RNA, 183 nt
Organism: Fomitiporia mediterranea MF3/22
Lineage: Eukaryota; Fungi; Basidiomycota; Agaricomycetes; Hymenochaetales; Hymenochaetaceae
Exons: 1
Source: RefSeq, a predicted model, not a curated record
CGCAAGCGCGGCGAGAAGAAACCCAAGGACCCUAAUGCGCCUCGACGACCUCCAAGCGCAUACAUUAUCUUUCAGAAUGAAGUCCGCGAUGAGAUGAAGAGCAUUAACCCUGGCAUGGUGUACCAUGACGUCCUCAACAAGAUCUCCGAGCGAUGGUCGAAGAUGACUCCCGAGCAGAAGAAG